Molecule: messenger RNA, 3015 nt
Organism: Fopius arisanus
Lineage: Eukaryota; Metazoa; Arthropoda; Insecta; Hymenoptera; Braconidae
Gene: pug
Product: pug C-1-tetrahydrofolate synthase, cytoplasmic
Exons: 8
Coding region: 171-2984 (937 amino acids)
Biological process (GO): tetrahydrofolate interconversion
Cellular component (GO): cytosol
Molecular function (GO): methylenetetrahydrofolate dehydrogenase (NADP+) activity; ATP binding; formate-tetrahydrofolate ligase activity
Source: RefSeq, a predicted model, not a curated record
ACAACACACAUAAAUGGUUCAGUGGUCGAACAAGUACUUUAAGAGUCACUUGUAAACCAGAUCCGACACCGGCAUACGUUCAACUUAAAAUAUACAAUUAAUAAAUCAAUUAAAACAAUCAAUUAUUUCUUUGAAGACUUACUCUGCACAUUUGAUUCUUUCACAGGAGAAUGGCGACGAACGUACGAGGAAUUGUUCUCUCAGGAACUGAUCUGGCCAAGGAAAUUCGGGAUGGGCUGACAAAUCAAGUGGCAUCUCUCCGAUCUAAAUUACCAGACUACACCCCGGGUCUAGCAAUUGUCCAGGUUGGUGGACGUGAAGACUCGAACGUCUACAUCCGGAUGAAGAUCAAAGCAGCCACUGAAAUCGGGAUAAAUGCUACUCACGUGAAACUACCGAAUACUACGACGGAGAUGGAAUUGCUCAGUAAACUUGACAAAUUGAACAACGAUCCAGCUACUCAUGGUAUUAUCGUGCAGAUGCCCCUUGAUAGCGUCAGCAGGAUCAACUCUCACCUCAUCACCGAUACAGUAUCCCCCGAGAAGGACGUCGAUGGACUCAAUACAAUCAAUGAAGGACGAGUGGCGAUUGGUGACAUGACAGGUUUCCUCCCCUGCACCCCAAAUGGCUGCAUCGAAUUAAUAAAAAAGAGUGGAGUGGCAAUUGCUGGAGCCAAUGCUGUUGUUUUAGGUAGAUCUAAAAUAGUGGGAACUCCAGUUGCUGAAUUAUUGAAGUGGCAUAAUGCAACUGUCACUGUGUGUCACUCACGAACGAAAGACUUAUCCCAAGUGGUUUCACAGGCCGAUAUUCUUGUCGUGGGAAUUGGACAGCCUGAAAUGGUGAAGGGAUCGUGGAUCAAACCAGGAGCUGUCGUUAUUGAUUGUGGAAUUAAUGCUAUCCCCGACUCAACCAAGAAAAGUGGUCAGCGUCUGGUAGGAGAUGUGGAGUACUCCACAGCUAAGGAAGUUGCCUCUUACAUCACUCCAGUGCCAGGAGGUGUUGGUCCCAUGACAGUUGCAAUGCUGAUGAAGAAUACAGUGAUCUCAGCAGAACGUGCAGCUGAGCGUCUGCUCACCACCACCUGGUGCCUGAAGACUCUUCCACUGAGGCCACAAACACCAGUUCCCAGUGACAUUGACAUCUCCAGGGGUCAGGAGCCCAAGCAGAUUACAGCCCUCGCUGGGGAGAUCGGUAUCUUCCCCAAUGAGAUCAGUCCCUACGGCUCGAAGAAGGCGAAGAUCAGUCUGAAUAUCCUGAAGCGCCUGGGGAACCAGAAAAAUGGGAAAUAUGUCGUGGUCGCGGGUAUCACUCCCACACCUUUUGGCGAGGGCAAGAGUACUACGACCUUGGGACUUGUUCAGGCCCUCACGGCACAUCGCAAUAAGAAUUCAAUUGCCACUUUGAGGCAGCCCAGUAUGGGCCCGACCUUCGGCGUCAAGGGCGGAGCAGCUGGUGGAGGAUAUUCGCAGGUGAUUCCCAUGGAGGAGUUCAACCUCCACCUGACUGGUGAUAUUCACGCUGUGUCAGCAGCCCACAAUCUGCUAUCAGCGCAGAUCGAUGCAAGAUGGUUCCACGAAUCUACACAAAGCGACAAAGCCCUGUAUGAUCGGUUGGUGCCGACCAUCAAGGGUGUGAGGAAAUUCUCAAAAAUUCAGCUGAGACGACUGGAAAAACUGGGCAUUAAAAAAAGUGAUCCUAACAGCCUGACCCCCGAGGAGCAGUCGAAAUUCGCGAGAUUAGAUAUUGACCCAGAGAGGAUCACUUGGCCGAGAGUAGUUGAUCUCAACGAUCGUUUCCUGCGAAAAAUUACAAUCGGCCAGAGUCCAACCGAGAAGGGUAGGACGAGGGAAACUAGUUUUUGUAUUUCCGUGGGUUCUGAGAUAAUGGCGAUUCUUGCACUGGCCACCAAUAUCGAGGACAUGAAAGAGAGACUCGGUAAGAUCGUCGUGGCGUUCUCAAAAUCCGGAGCCCCUCUGACUGCUGAUGAUUUCGGAAUGACUGGUGCGAUGACUGUUCUCCUCAAGGACGCCAUCGAGCCCAACCUCAUGCAGAGUUACGAGGGCACUCCAGUGCUGGUGCACACUGGACCAUUCGCCAAUAUUGCCCACGGCUGUUCCUCAAUCAUCGCUGAUGCCAUUGGGCUGAAGCUAGUAGGUCCAGAGGGAAUCGUUGUUACUGAAGCUGGAUUCGGCUCUGACAUCGGUAUGGAGAAGUUCUUCGACAUCAAGUGCAGGUCUUCAGGGCACGUGCCCAAUGCCAUCGUCCUGGUGACGACAGUCAGAGCCCUGAAGAUGCAUGGAGGUGGACCCACUGUCACCACUGGAGCUCCACUGCAGAAGGAAUACCUGGAGGAGCAUCUGGACCUUGUGGAGAAAGGACUGCCAAAUCUUCUCAAACACAUCGAGAAUGGAAAUCAUUAUGGAGUGCCUGUGAUUGUGGCUAUCAAUGCUCAUGCCACUGACACACAGGCUGAACUUGAGAUCGUGAAAAAUGCAGCGGUGAAAGGAGGAGCUAGGGAGGCUGUUGUCUGUAAUCAUUGGGCUCAGGGAGGAGCAGGAGCUGUGGAGCUUGCUGAUGCUGUUAUCGCAGCUACUGAGAAGCCCAGCAAGUUCCAGGUGCUCUAUAACUUGGACUUGAGCAUCGAGGAGAAGAUGCAUAUCAUUGCUGCGAAAAUGUAUGGUGCAUCGGUGGUCGUCUGCAAUGACGAGGUCAAGAGGAAGAUUGACGGGUACAAGAAAUUGGGAUACGACAAAUUGCCUUUGUGCAUGGCAAAGACUUCCAACUCACUCACUGGUGAUCCCAGUGUCAAGGGAGCGCCUCGAGGAUUCUCUUUGGAUGUCAAUGAUAUUUUUGUAUCUGCCGGGGCUGGAUUUGUUGUGCCCAUAAUUGGAGAGGUUAUGAUGAUGCCUGGGCUUGCUACUAGACCUGCUAUCUAUGACAUGGAUUGGGACCACGAGACUGAUCAGAUCGAAGGACUCUUUUGAAGUCCGCACUGUCUUUUUUUUUACUACGAGU